Molecule: messenger RNA, 2316 nt
Organism: Spodoptera litura
Lineage: Eukaryota; Metazoa; Arthropoda; Insecta; Lepidoptera; Noctuidae
Product: BTB/POZ domain-containing protein 2-like
Biological process (GO): neurogenesis
Cellular component (GO): cytosol; P-body
Molecular function (GO): protein binding
Source: RefSeq, a predicted model, not a curated record
UUCUUUAUACAUCUUCCUACUGUGAUAAACAAUAAUAAAAUAGUGGCGAAAAUCGUUACUUCUGCGCUUAAAUUGUGUCUCCGAGCAACGUUCUUCGUAAAUAUAACAGUUCGUAAACAUAAAGUGAUUUAAGGCAUUUGUGGCCUACCGUGUAAUGUACUACAGCUGAAAAAUCACUCGUUAUGGCAUCUGGGUCUAAAAAUGAUAUAGUUAAUAGAUUGCUUAACGUGAGGCUGGACGACGGAGGUGGAGGAGAUGAGCCACCGCCGCAGAACAUGCUGCCGUCCAACCAGCAAGCACGGCAGCUCGGUCAAAUACAGGAGGAAGACAACGGAGAAGUGAGCGAGCCAGCCCCCUCGUCCGCCGCGAUAGAGAACCCUCAACCAAUUAAUAACACUGGUGGCCGCCUGCACAACUGGCAGGCGACGAAGACGACCGUCAAGGAUAGGCUGUCGUUCCUCUUUAACAAUGAAAUUCUAAGUGACGUGCAUUUCAUCGUCGGCAAAGACGCCAACCAGCAAGUGAUACCGGCGCACAAGUUUGUGUUGUCCGUGGGCAGCGCGGUGUUCGACGCCAUGUUCAACGGAGUGCUGGCCACAAAGUCUGAUGAGGUAGAGCUGCCUGAUGUGGAGCCCGCAGCCUUCCUACAUUUGCUAAAGUUCCUAUACUCAGACGAGGUGCAGAUUGGGCCAGAGAGUGUGAUGACGACACUAUAUACUGCCAAGAAAUAUGCUGUGGCUGCACUGGAGGAGCAUUGUGUUGAUUUUUUAAAAAGUAAUUUGGGGAUGGACAAUGCUUUUCUGUUGCUAACACAAGCCCGCCUGUUUGAUGAGCCACAGUUGGCCUCUUUGUGUCUGGAGAUGAUAGAUAAGAAUACUGCUGAUGCAUUAAAUGCUGAGGGGUUUACAGAUAUUGAUCAAGACACACUAAAUGCAGUGCUAGAGAGAGAUACUCUACGCAUCAGAGAAGCAAAAAUCUUUGCGGCAGUGCUCCGCUGGUCAGAAGCUGAAUGUAUUCGCAGACAGGUGCCCGUCACGCCUACUAACCAAAGAAUGGUCCUUGGAAGAGCAUUCAACGCCAUAAGAUUUCCCCUAAUGUCCGUAGAAGAAUUUGCCAUGGGUCCUGCGCAAAGUGGUCUCCUAGAUGACCGGGAAAUUGUCCAACUGUUCCUAUACUUUACUGUGAAUCCUAAACCUAAUGUUGGGUUCCUAGACACUCCAAGAUGCUGUAUGACUGGUAAAGAGCUGACGGUGAACAGGUUUCCUCAGACGGAAUCAAGAUGGGGUUAUAGUGGACCGACAGACAGGAUUCGUUUUACGGUUGAUCAAAGAAUUUUCGUUGUUGGCUUUGGACUGUAUGGAUCGUAUUUCGGGCCAACGGAGUAUGAGGUGCACUUACAGAUAAUCCACUUGGCAACGAAAAAGGUAUGCGGUUCAAAUACAACGACGUUCUGCUGCGACGGUACAGACGACACUUUCCGCGCCAUGUUCAAGGAGCCGGUGGAGAUCCUACCCAACACUUCCUACAUAGCCAGUGCUAAACUUAAGGGCACCGAUUCGUACUAUGGCACGAAGGGUCUUCGACGUGUAACAGUUGACUGCAACAACGGUGAGAAAGUUGUAUUCCAAUUCUCGUACGCUGCCGGUAAUAAUGGCACUUCGGUAGAAGACGGCCAAAUACCGGCCAUCAUCUUCUAUAUUUAAUCUCAAUGGCAACACUAGCCAUUAAAUUUAGGGCUGGCAACAUUUGUUUGCGGCUGGUUGUUUUGUUUUUGUAUUUAAUACUGCUGUAUUCUGUAUUGUUAGUCUGAAGAACAAAAAUAUUGAAGGACAUAGGUUCUUUUUUAAAAUUUGUAAUUCUUAGCUUUUUCGCUUCACAGACUAUGUCAUAUUAAAGGACAAAAGGACGGAACAGACAAGUUGUAAAGGGAUUAAUGAAUGUUGAGUUGAUAGACCAAAAUCGAGUCAUUGGGCGAUAAUUUAACAAAAUGUUUUAAAGUAUUUUGCUCCAUAUCAAGCGACAGAGAUAAUAAUAUUAUGUAUUAAAAUUUGGAACAAUAUAAGGGCCCGUACACAAAACUGCCAUGCGAUGCGAUACGAAUUAGCAACGCAGAAAAUUACGAUUGCUGCGAUGCGAUUUCGUGAGUUUCCUUUGACGAGCGUCAACCGUACUUAACGAAUUUUAAAUUGAAUGUUACUGACAUGGAUCGUAAAAGGAAUUGUGCACUUCUGUCAUUGCAUAGGAGAUACAGGAAAAAGAAACAAAGAUGAUUUUGGGAAGAUAAGAUUUUGAUGCGCGAUGCGAAUCAAUUCGCAA